GAGAGGGAGAGAGAGACAUGGAAGGAUGUUCUGGCUGCCUUCGUCUUUCAGAUGAGAAGAUGAUGUAGGCAGAGUUGUACGGUUGGAAAUGAUAUACUUGAGGACCAGAAUAAGCUCUUUUUUGCCAUUACCCAUGGACAUCUGCUGCAGAAACAACCUGGGGAAAAUCUCUGAAACUUUCGCAAGCAGAAUUUGUGUUGUGGAACAUAGGACUGAACAGUGAAGGGCAAUUUCAUACAACAGAUUGAGACUAUAAGAUAUGGAAACAGAAAAUACACUGCAACUUGAUAACUGAUUCUGUCUGGAAUUGGGAUAAUUUUUAUGGCUCUGGGGAUCUGAACUGAAACAUGCCUCAGAAAUUAAAGUCUUCAUGAAUAUAAGUGCUGCUGUUUGACGUGAUGUUCAAACCCCUGAGAAGCAGACAGCUGAGACAGAUACCCUGAAAAACCCCCAGAAUGCAUUUCAGAACAGCGCCUUUGUGCUACAUUUCUGGAAUGUGCAGACAGUCGAGCCCAAUCACAGGAUGUUGCUGAGACGUGGAGUCAUUCAGGACUGCCUGUGCAACGCCUAUUCCAGAGGCUGUCGCAUUUCAGCCAGGGCUCCUCCUCAUUUUCUCCAGACAUCUUCAGCAACCCAAGAUAUAUAAUUUAGGGGCAGAGUGGAUAACCUGUCCCCCUCUCAUAAUAGGGGUUGGUGUCUGACAGUGAUGUUCUGGCAGAGACUUUGAUUGAAGCAUCAUCAUAAAAAUCAGCGUGUCAGCCUUUACUGGGAAAGCAGAGAUGAUCAAUGCACCCACUUUGCUCCUGUGGUUACCUGGCCUCACUCUCACAGAGUGUUUCACAGGUCAGAACAUUCAUUUUUACGAGAGAGAAACACAUACUUAAAACAGAACAACAUUGGAAGACAUUGUCCCUAGUCAAACUGAAUUUCUCAGCUCCUCCAAGAACAGUAUAACAUCACACAAAGUGGAGAAGAGUAAACCAAAAUGAGGAUAUCCAGCGCAGAUAAUGGCAGAGGCAGUGGUUCAGAAUCCCCUGUGCAUUUCAAUGGGUUGCAUCAUUUGAUUGCCCAUGGGGACACCGCUGACACCUUCUGCACGUGGAGGACACCGCUGAUGCUGUCUGCGGACAGGGGACACUGUUGAUGCUCUCUGCGCGAUACGGAGGAGACCACAGACACUCUCUGCCUCUUGAAGUUCCCUUCCUGAUUCCACACCUCGGGCAGGACAGUACUUUGGGAUCACCAUCAUGGUCAAUGUGACUCCCAGUGAUUCACUGGAGAAGGUACACGUCCAGUAUAAUGUCCUGGCCCUGGCAUUGGGAGUCCCUCUCAUCUUGGUCAUUAUCCUGGGGAACGUCCUGGUGUGUCUGAGUGUGCUCACAGAAAGGUCCCUGAAAACAGCCACCAACUACUUCAUCGUCAGCCUGGCAGUGGCCGACCUCCUCCUGGCCGUGCUGGUCCUCCCCCUCUAUGUUUACUCAGAGUUUCUGGGUGGCAUUUGGACUCUGAACACGUACAUCUGUGACGCACUGAUGACCAUGGACGUGAUGCUCUGCACCGCUUCCAUCCUCAACCUGUGCGCCAUCAGCAUCGACAGGUACAUAGCCGUGGUGGUCCCUCUGAAGUACAACCGGAAUCAGUUCAGUGUGCGGCAGCUCGUCUUGAUUGCUGCCACCUGGAUCCUGUCUUUCGGGGUGGCCAGCCCCGUCAUUUUCGGCCUGAACCAGGUUCCUGGCCGGGACGCCAGCGUGUGCAAGCUAGAGGAUGACAACUUUGUGGUGUACUCGUCCGUCUGUUCCUUCUUCGUGCCUUGCCCCGUCAUGCUGCUGCUCUACUACUGGAUGUUCCGCGGCCUGAGGAGGUGGAGCGCCAGCCGGAGGUCCAACCUGCUCCAAGGCGAGCGCCACUUCUCCCUCAGCCUGCGGAACCUGCGGCACAGCCGGAGGUCAAAGGUCAAGUACCUGAUGCCCGCCCUCAGCCCCAGCCCCGGCGCGGCCGAGGCGCCGCCCAUUCCCACCCCCGAGAACGAUCUGAUCACCACGCACAUCGACAGUGCGUCCGACGGCGAGGCCGCGGAGAAGGCCCCCGAGGGCAGCCCCAAGGAGAACGGGCUGAGGUGCCGAGGGUCCGAGAGGGGCUCGCACAGGAAGAGCACGCGCGUCAGCGGCCGAGAGCGCAAGGCCAUGAAGGUCCUGCCCGUCGUCGUAGGUGUAUUCCUGGCCUGCUGGACACCCUUCUUCGUGGUCCAUGUCACCAAGGUUCUCUGCACGUCCUGUGACAUCGGCCCAACACUCAUCUCCGUGGUGACGUGGCUUGGCUACGUCAACAGCGCUGUCAACCCCAUCAUCUACACUGCCUUCAACACUGAAUUCAGGAAUGUCUUUCACAAACUCUUGUGCUGUCAAACAUAAAGCCGGGAGUGGUUGCCUGCAUGGUGAACAAGGUGUUGCUUUUCAUGAGUUCAAUAGAUUUACAUACACUGUAGUCAACAUUGUUUUGUAAACAGUUAUUAUCAUACACAGUAGUACCUUUAAUGCCUUAGUUGAUGUAAUUAUCUAAAAGAUGACAAAAGCCAUUAGUACUCAUACUAUGGCAAUGUUCUAAUUGAAUGAGACAUAUCUGUAAAAUAUGGAUACAGUAGGUUAUAAAUCAUGCUGAGAUCAUAGCCCAGAGGCAUAAAAUAUGUGGAAAUGUGCUUUGGAUGUGUGCAGUUACUUUUCUUUGCGCCUUGUACAGCUUGCCAACUUUGCUAUAAAUAGGAGUCUGUCUUAAAAGCCUUACUUGUGUUCUCUGCUUUCAUUAUCUGUGGAAUAUCAGUCGGACCAAGGUGUUUGGCCACAGGGACAAGAACAUCAUGGGGAUAUAUGUUAUUGAUAUCCUGAGAUCUGCAGUCUUCACAAUUUUCAAUCCAUAAGCAAUCAAGUUUUUACAAUGAAUAAUUGAUUGUGGAGGGCUAGGAGACAUCUCUAUCGAAAAUGGCAGAUACUGUGCAUUCCAAGUGUUUUGAGCAUUGUAUGAAAAUGACUAGUAUCUUGUUUCAUUGUCUUCAGAAUCAACCUGUAUUGAAUAAGUGUACAGAGAUGAAUGGUGUAAUAUGUAAAAAUGGUCUUUGUCCAAAUGGUGGAAAACAAUAAAACAAGAUUGUUCCACA
Messenger RNA from Conger conger (European conger), 3151 nucleotides. RefSeq names its product dopamine receptor D4 related sequence (gene drd4-rs). Gene Ontology annotation, biological process: adenylate cyclase-activating adrenergic receptor signaling pathway; adenylate cyclase-inhibiting dopamine receptor signaling pathway. The transcript is spliced from 5 exons. The record is from RefSeq and is a predicted model, not a curated record. Gene Ontology annotation, molecular function: dopamine neurotransmitter receptor activity, coupled via Gi/Go; G protein-coupled receptor activity. Gene Ontology annotation, cellular component: plasma membrane. Lineage: Eukaryota; Metazoa; Chordata; Actinopteri; Anguilliformes; Congridae. Bases 1248 to 2411 code for a protein of 387 amino acids.